This is a messenger RNA of Maniola jurtina (meadow brown), 6006 nucleotides long. It is a transcript of the gene Kdm2, whose product is annotated as jmjC domain-containing histone demethylation protein 1. Gene Ontology annotation, biological process: regulation of transcription by RNA polymerase II; protein demethylation. The record is from RefSeq and is a predicted model, not a curated record. Gene Ontology annotation, molecular function: DNA binding; histone demethylase activity; transcription coregulator activity. NCBI's taxonomy places the organism in Eukaryota, Metazoa, Arthropoda, Insecta, Lepidoptera, Nymphalidae. The transcript is spliced from 21 exons. The coding region runs from base 242 to 3283 and encodes 1013 amino acids.
CUUAUACAUUUUGAAUAUCCCGCCCAGAUGCCGCCAUUGCUAAUUUGAAAUAAACCAAUAGCAUGCUGCACCAACAACCAACCUUCAGAAAGUUGCCGGAAUGAUAUUUCUUUCCGCAGUAUUGGCAGCAGUGUCGACUGUUGCAAAUGGUGGAUUGCGUUACUUUUUCUCGUGCUCCGUGUAAAAUAUUUACGUAAAAUAGUGUAAAUCUUGUGGCGCAGUGUUUCUGGCUCACAGAAACAUGUCGGAAACACUGCCGAAUAACAAAAAACAAGUUCCAAGACAACUGCGUGAGCGCAAGCAACGUAAGCUCUAUUCUGACGAGUGGGCUCUCGGUGAUGAUGAAGCGGAAGGUGGCAGGGGGUUCUCCCUCGCUGACAAACUGGAGAGCCCCCGCUUUGAGCACACCGGCGCAGUCCUGGAGAUGCAUGGAACUGAUCUCAAUGUCGCCUACCUCCAGAAGAAUGGCUUCACGACUCCCUUGCUGUUUAAAGAAAAACUUGGAUUGGGGUUACGCGUGCCGACCAGCAACUUCACAGUGAACGAUGUGCGCAUGUGCGUGGGAUCGAGGCGGCUUCUUGAUGUCAUGGAUGUAAACACGCAGAAGAACAUCGAGAUGACUAUGAAGGACUGGCAGCGCUACUACGAUGAUCCAAACAAGGAGAGGCUGUUGAACGUCAUUUCGCUGGAGUUCUCCCACACGCGCCUAGAGAACUACGUGCAAGCGCCGCGCAUCGUGCGGCUCAUCGACUGGGUAGACACGGUGUGGCCUCGACACUUGAAGGAUCAACAGACUGAAUCCACAAACGCUCUGGACGAUAUGAUGUACCCGAAGGUACAGAAAUAUUGCCUCAUGUCAGUCAAAGGUUGCUACACCGACUUUCAUAUUGAUUUUGGCGGUACUUCAGUUUGGUAUCACAUUCUAAGAGGGGCCAAAGUAUUCUGGCUCAUUCCACCAACAGAGAAGAAUUUACAACUGUACGAAAAAUGGGUCCUUUCCGGAAAACAGUCUGAUGUGUUUUUUGGAGACACCGUCGAAACGUGCAUAAGGGUUCAUUUACAAGCUGGUCAUACAUUCUUCAUCCCCACCGGUUGGAUUCACGCGGUUUACACGCCGAGCGACUCUUUGGUCUUUGGAGGAAACUUCCUGCACCAGUUUGGAAUAGAAAAACAACUGAAAAUAGCUCAAGUUGAAGAUGUUACGAAGGUGCCACAGAAGUUUCGCUACCCGUUCUUCACGGAGAUGCUCUGGUACGUUCUGGACCGCUACGUGACUGCGCUAUUGGGACGCUCGCACCUCGCGCCCGAGGGCCAACCUCCUCCGCCGCCCGCGCCCAAAGACCACGUACACCUUACACAGAACGAGCUGCAUGGACUAAAGGCAAUAGUCGUGUAUCUGCACCAGUUGCCGGCCGCUCGUAAGUCUGUGCCGGAGCUUUUGACAGACCCCAUCGCCCUAGUGCGCGACGUACGCACGCUGGUGGAGCAGCAUCGCCACGACAAACAGCACCAGGCCGUCACCGGAAUACCGGUACUGAAAGGUCCGGAUGAGGUGGUGUCUUGCGAGCGGCGCCAGUCGAGCGGGCGCGGCGGCCGCGGCGGACAUCGCGGACCGCCCUCGCGCCCGCGCCCCGAGCACGCCAACAACGCGCCGAGGCGACGCCGCACCAGAUGCAAGAAAUGCGAGGCUUGUCAACGCACCGAUUGCGGCGACUGUGUGUUUUGCCACGACAUGGUCAAAUUCGGCGGACUUGGUCGCGCCAAGCAGACUUGCAUUAUGCGACAGUGCUUACAGCCGAUGUUACCGGUGACAGCUUCGUGCGCGGUGUGCCACCUGGACGGCUGGAUGCAGACGCCCGUCGCGCCGCAGGCUAAGGGUAACUCGGGUCGCAACGGCCCGUCGUCACUCCGUGAGUGUUCAGUGUGCUACAGUAUCGUGCACCCGGCUUGCGUUCCGCCCGGAGGACAGAUCAACGAAGACCUGCCGAACUCUUGGGAGUGCCCUACUUGCACCACUAUGGGCCUCAACCAUGAUUACAAGCCACGUCACUUCCGCGCCCGACAAAAGUCAUCGGACUUACGCCGCAUGAGCGUUGGUUCGGACGCCAGCCAGCUCAGUCAACACCACAACAACGCACAGAAUAAAUUGCCAGCGCCACCACCUUCUACAGCAAUAAAGUCUGAAGUUGGUUCAGAUACCGAGAGCAAGGUAGAUGCCACCCAUAUCAAAACUGAAGAUGAAAUUAAACGUGAAGAAAGCACGGAGGCCACGGGAGGCGAGGACAAUAAGGGUGACUGGGAGCCCGCCAACAAGAAACGCCGCGCCAGUGAUGAGGACGAGGCGCCUAAGAAACAGGCGCUCAGGGCACACCUUGCCUUGCAGCUCACACAUCACUCUGCUAAGGUGCUAAAGAAGCCGCUAUACCCCGUGCGGCCGGCCCCGCUGUCGCUGUCGUCCACCACGGGGUCGCCGUGGCUGGACCGCGACGCGAUGCUGUGCGUGUUCGCCAAGCUCACGCCGCACGAGCUGGCCACUUGCGCUCUCGUCUGCAAGGCCUGGGCCGAGUACUCGAUGGAUCCGUCGAUUUGGCGCAGCAUGUCGUUCGUGCAGGUGCGCGUGUCCGCGGCGCAGCUGGCCGGCAUCGCUCGCCGACAGCCGCUCAGUCUCGGCUUGGAGUGGUGCCACUUGGCGCGUCGGCAGCUUGCUUGGCUACUAGCGCGUCUUCCAGCUCUCCGAUCUCUAUCCUUAGCGGGGUCGCCGGCAGAGGCAGCCCUGGCCCUUCGUUCCAGCUCAUGUCCACCACUGACAGCCCUGGACCUGUCUUUCGCAAGGUGCCUGGAUGAUGCCAAGCUCCGAGGCAUCCUGGCACCUCCGGAAAACUCCAGGCCGGGUGGUGGAGCGAGGUCUGGGAUGGAACCUUCCCGGCUUGCAGCGUUGGCUGUUCUACGGUUGCCGGGGACGGACAUCACUGAUGUCGCGAUGUUGUAUAUUGUACAGGCUCUACCAAAGUUAUGUGAAUUGGACGCGUCGUCUUGCGCGCGGCUCACAGACGCGGGCGCCGCUCAGCUCGCCCACCACGGCUUACAGAGGCUAUCGCUCGCCGGCUGCAGGCUGCUCACAGAGGCCGCGCUGGACCACCUGACCAGGUGUCCCAAUCUCGUCAGAUUAGAUCUCAGGCAUGUGCCUCUUGUGUCAACGCAAGCGGUCAUCAAAUUCGCAGCAAAGUCCAAACACAAUCUCCACGUUAAGGACGUCAAGUUGGUCGAGCUUCGGAACACCUGAUCCGAAUCUCAGCCUGACGAGGCACCUGAAGAGAUACCAGAUAUCCAAGAAAUUCAGGAGGACAAGUGAACAGUGAUAUAGAAUAGUGAUGUUGGUGGUAUAGCAAAGUGAACCUUUUGUGUACUAAUAUAAAGACAGUUUUGGUAUGAAUGAACUUCAGUGUUCUACAAUGUAAGAUGUAUUAGGAUAGCUAUACACAUAGUCGGCUCGUCACAAAAUGUCCGACAAUGAGGCCUACCUGCGUAUACACGUAAUCAGAUUUUAAGUGGCACAACCGGGCCAGUGCUUCGUAAUUCACUCAAAAGAACGAUACGUGCUGUAUUAACAUAACGCUUGGUGUGCCGUCGAUGCUACAUGACGUAACAGGACCGCUGCAUACGGCGGCGCGCCCCUUCGACGGCACCGUCGAACAUAAUAUUAUGGUUGUUCAACAAAAAUUACCGAGUCGAGUGUGCCGAUUCGACUGUGUGUAUAGCAAGCAUCAUACAAGUCUAACUUAAGCUUUUUAGCUGAACUCUUAAGUUAUGACAUUCAAAUUGUUUCUUACCUUGUUAGUCAGAUCCAUGAAUGUAUAAAAAAGGUGGAUGGAGCGCUCCUAAUACCUACUUAUCGGUAUCCGACUUUGACUAAAAAAUUAGAGCAGUCCAAAUAGAAUAGCGAUAAGUAGCUAUUUCCUUUAAAUAGUUAUUAGGAGUGCUCUAUCCAUAGAUAAUAUUGUUAAUCUAUGGUGACAUCUUACUUGACAGUUCUUUUAUAGAGAUUUGAUUGAGCAUUGAUAACAACAUUUAAUGCAUAUUGCAUAGUCACACGCCCAUUCGGUGCCGGACCUUUAACUUUGUACGAAUUUCUGCGGAUUUGCAACCCGGCUGUGGUUAGGUAUCAUACAAAUAUGUACACAGAAUAGCUGUGUUACUAGUGGUUUAUUAGCUACAUAUAAAUCGAUACAACUCUGUUAGGCUUUUCGUGUGAGAAUGACAAAUUUUCAUCCAAGAACUGUCAAGAAUGUGACUCAUACUCGGUUAAGCUUUGAAUGCCAUAAUGAAUAAGAAGUUUGUAUUUUACCCUUCUGCACUAUUUUGUUUUACAGACAAACACUUGAGUGCAACAAAAAUAAUGCAUUAAUUUACACCUUUCCAGUGCUAUUACAAAAUGUUGUAAAAGACAUUCUAAGGUUAGUUACAAGUAUUUUUAUUAUUCCCAGAAAUUGCACUGUUUAUAUCUUGAUAGUUUUUACUGAGAUUUCAAUUAAAACUUAAUCCAUGAGGCUGACUGCGAUCAGAAAGGACCUAGAUUCAACCCCCACCUGUUUCACUGAAAUGGGAUACUUACUCCUAGUAUAAGCCUUAGUCUUUAGUUGGAGAGGAAAAGGGAAUAUUAGACAUUUACACAUGGCCAAUGUUUUUCAAAAAAUUAUUAUUAAUUUUCAAAGUAUGAGGUUAAUUGUUAUGCAAUAUUUUUGUUACACCGACCAUAUUUGCCAAAAAAUAAAAUUAAAUGAUGUAACAUUAUGUUAUCAUACUAACCAAAUAUAUAUUGUGAUCAGACAUUUCGCACAACAUAUCAAAUCCAGUUCUAUGCUAUCAACAAUGAGUAUAGUGUGAAAUGCAAUGUAGCAUACUGAAAACAAAGACUUAUUUCAUAGUAACUGAUGAAAGUGAUACAUUUCUAAUAGUAAUCAGUGACUCCAGUAAAAAAAGAGGACCACUCUUUGACGCUUUUCAGGAGAGGCAAAAAAUAUCAAAUAAAUAAAAUAUUUAAAAAUUAAAAUCAAAUUUUAUUCAAUAGAAGUUCAAUUACGAAAUUCUAUUUUUGCUUCUACUGAAAAGUAUCAGAGUUGCUUUUUUUAAUGGAGGUGCUGCAUUUUUUAGGCACAUCCACGAGUUUUUUUCUGCCGAGAACGCAACACCCAUCCAAUGCCAACCCAUGUCGUAAAUCACCACACAUCAGAAACGCAUGACGUUUUUCUGGCAUGGGGUUGGCAUGUUAAGGCGGACAUACAUAACUUCGAUGUGGUGUGUCGUGACGUGAUAUACGACGAUUAGAGCAUAUAAAGACUAAAAUAUUUUGUCUGACUAAAAAAUUAACUUAAGGCCUCUACGAACGCUCCGAUUGGCCGACUGCAGAAAUUGCUGCAACACAUCACAACAUAAUGCAUACAUUUCGAGAUUUCACUCGCCCUUUUAGCUAUGGUUAACUGUCAUGUCAAAAUUACAUAUGAUAAUAUGCCUUAAUAUAAAAAGUAUGCAGGUGUUGUAUAUAUUUAAAUCGAUUUAAAUAGUAUUAUACCUCCAUCUGUCGUUUCACGGCUCACCACAACAUGGUAAAGUUUUUGUCAGAUUGGUGGUUCAAGCGUGUUCGGCCCAUUGAUCUUCCUAUGUUUUGUGUAAUGUCUUCAAACUAGUGCCAAUAUAUUAUGAUUUCUUGAUAUAUAAAGCACACAUUUCAUUGCACAAUACAAAAAUAUCUCUUAUUAAAAGUUGAAAGUUUUUAUUUUGUUGCAUACUGUUUGUAUUGCUAUAAUCUGAGUAUAUUUUAUUGUUAUUUUUUAAGUUGCUCUUGGAAGCAUCAUUUUAUGUUUAAUCAAAUAAAAAAAUGCUAUAUAUUAUAUGAAAAUAUCUUAAAUUGGGACUAUCAAAGAUGAGAAACGAUUGUUUUAUAUACACCUUGUAAAUAUAACAAUAUUACGUUACUUAAGAAUGUAUAAAAGUUACGGAUUCAUAAAA